UGAAUUUGGUUUAAAAUGUGCUACGACGGCCUUGAGCUUCACUUGCACUUUUACUCGAACUACUGGAAGUAAGAACAACACUGCCAAGAUGCCGAUUGACUUGAACGGAUACUGGAAAAUGAUUUCCAACGAUAACUUCGAGGAGUAUCUGAAGGCGCUCGAGGUCAAUGUGGCCAUCAGGAAGAUCGCCACCCUGCUGAAGCCCGACAAGGACAUCACGCAGGACGGGGACCACAUCACCAUCAAGACGCUCAGCACCUUCAAGAACUACAACAUGGACUUCACCGUGGGGCAGGAGUUCGAGGAGGACCUCUCAGGGGUGGACGACAGGAAGUGCAUGACCACUGUCUCCUGGGAUGGGGACCGGCUGGUGUGUGUGCAGAAGGGAGAGAUCGAAGGCAGGGGCUGGACCCACUGGGUGACCGGUGAUGAGCUCCAUCUGGAGUUGAGAGCAGGUGGAGCUGUUGCCCAGCAGGUGUUCAAGAAGACCUAAGACGGCUGCACCAGGAACCAAAAUGGCGCCUGUUGGAUCAGAGGCACAUCACCAGAUACAACCGAACACACCAAUACUUCCCUCCUCAGUUAAACAUCCUACCACACAUGUAUUCCUUAAAUGAUAUUAUAUAUUAGGGAUAGCUAGCUAAAGGCAUGAUCAUGAGUUUCUCUGAUAGGCUGAUGACAAUGAGUUCUCUGACUGGUUGUUGUUCUAGAUAGAUAUGAAGCCAAAUAUUUAUUUGCCAUAAUGAACAGCGCUUAUUUAAAUUUAUAAUGACACUUAAUCUACUCAAGGCGGUCAAAGUGUUGAUAAAAUGCAAUGUAUAUGUUUUUUUUUCCCAAUCCAUUUGUGAUGGUGCCUUUCAAAAGCAAUCAAUAAAUAAACGUCCAAAUAUGUUACUGAUACGACAA
Molecule: messenger RNA, 906 nt
Organism: Gadus macrocephalus (Pacific cod)
Lineage: Eukaryota; Metazoa; Chordata; Actinopteri; Gadiformes; Gadidae
Gene: rbp1.1
Product: retinol binding protein 1, cellular, tandem duplicate 1
Exons: 4
Coding region: 89-493 (134 amino acids)
Biological process (GO): fatty acid transport
Cellular component (GO): nucleus; cytosol
Molecular function (GO): fatty acid binding
Source: RefSeq, a predicted model, not a curated record